AUGGCUGAUCAAAUAUUUUUAAAAUCUCCCAGUAAAUACGAAAAUCAAAGUUCGGCAAUGUCCUCGUCAGUAUUUCUGCCAAAAAUAGUUCUUGAAAUUGUCACAACGUUGAAUUUUCUUAUUUUAGGAGAAGUUUUAGGACUUCUAGGGAUUUUUGGUAACAUUAUCAACAUUCUGGUUUUUAUGAGGCAAGGAUUUAAGGACAACAUCAACAUCACUUUACUAGCUAUCGCAGUCAGUGACAUCGGUUCACUGAUGACACUACAGAUGUCAAAUGUAAUGUUGAACACGUGGUUCAUGCAGCUUGACAUCCCUAUCGUACAAAUGGACUUAGUUGCAUCAGUUGCUCUGUACCCACACAACUACUUCGUCAGAGUGUGUGGUUUCAUCACAGCCUUCGCCUCCGUCGAGAGGUGUUUGUGUGUGUUCGCUCCCCUCAAAGUUAGACUUAUCAUCACACGGAAAGUCUCUUUGUUUAUUGUUAUAUGUUUCUACGCUAUGGUACUCUUGGAUCUGGUGCCAGUGUAUUACAUGGUAUAUUUAGACUGGAAGUUUUUCCCAGAGACCAACAGUUCAAAACUCGCAGUUCAUUUUCGUGGCAACCCAAGUGACGUAUUCAGCUUUAUUUACUUCAUCACAGACAUAUUCCUCCCCUACACGACGUUCACCACCAUUGUAAUCUCAAAUCUGAUUCUAGCUAGUAUAAUGAGAAGACGGGCUGAAAAUAAAACGCAGCUAACUAACGCGAUCAAGUCUUGUAGGGAACUCUUUAUAAAAAAAGACAUGAAAGUCAUCAAAAUGGUUCUAGUUAUAUCAGCGUUGUUCAUUACGUGCCUGAUCCCCCAGUCUAUCAUCAACAUGGCUAUAGGCUUCAAACACGAGCUUGGCUACACGCUAAAGUACCAGGACCUGAUGGCGGUAGUCUACAGCAUCGCUUACCUUGCCGAGACCGUAGGUUCCAGCGUUAAUUUUCUUGUCUACUACGUUAUGAGUUCUAACUUUAGAAACAUGUUUCUAACGCUUGGCAAAUUUAUCCCGAGCCCUCAGCGUUGCAGGUAA
Messenger RNA from Physella acuta, 1059 nucleotides. RefSeq names its product FMRFamide receptor-like. NCBI's taxonomy places the organism in Eukaryota, Metazoa, Mollusca, Gastropoda, Physidae. Gene Ontology annotation, cellular component: plasma membrane. Gene Ontology annotation, biological process: G protein-coupled receptor signaling pathway. Gene Ontology annotation, molecular function: G protein-coupled receptor activity. The record is from RefSeq and is a predicted model, not a curated record.